AUGCGCCUCUUCCAGCACCUUGCUGCCUUGGCUGUCUCAUAUUUCUGCCUCUCAUCAACAGUCGAUGCCCACUCCAGAUCGAGAAACCCGUUAAACUAUCUCUCCCUAAUUGAGAACCCCCGAAUACACUCUCCCUCCCAGAGGGUUAAUGCCUACUCAAGUUUUGACUUGACAUUCGAUCUCCACCAAAACUCGGAACAUGUCAGGCUCAGUCUGGAACCAAACCACGAUAUCCUCCAUCAAGAUUCAUACAUUGAGUUUAUCGACAAACAUGGCAAUGUCCAGCACGCGGAAAGGAUGCAACGGGCAGACCAUAAAGUGUACCAGGGCAAGGCAUUCGUGGUCGACCAUGAUGGUAUGUCCACGUAUGUCGGCUGGGCUCGUAUCGUGGUGAGAAGAGAUGGAGUGCAGCCUCUGUUUGAAGGCGCCUUUACGAUACAUGGCAACCAUCAUCACAUUCAGAUGAAAUCCAACUACAUGGCCACCAAGCAUCUGAUGGACCCAGACCUGGAAGACGAUGACGACGAAUACAUGGCCGUCUGGCGAGAUUCCGACGUUAGUCGACAAGCACACACCCAGCUGAAGCGCAGUGCUGGGUUGACUUGUGCUUCUGACAAGCUCGAGUUCAACUCGAACCCUGAACACCCUAUUUUCCGGGACUUGAUGCUCAAGCGUGACGUGGGCUACUGGGGUGCCGUGUCGUUUUCCAACUUGCUCGGGAAGCGCCAGAAUAUUGACGGCGGGGGCGCCGGGAAUGGGAAUUCGGCGGGUGUCAAUCUCAAGUCAACGAUUGGCAGCACAGCGGGCUGCCCGACAACCCGCAAAGUUGCUCUGCUUGGGGUUGCUACUGACUGCGGCUAUACCAGCAGCUUCAACUCCACGGACAGCUUGAGACAGAACGUCAUCACCCAGGUCAACACGGCCUCUGAUCUGUACCAAUCCACUUUCAACAUCACCCUGGGUCUCAGAAAUCUGACCGUCUCCGAAGCCGAGUGUCCCAGCAAUGCGAGCUCUCAAACUCCGUGGAACGUGGGCUGCACCGGCAGCACCGACAUCACUCAACGGCUCAACCUGUUCUCGCAAUGGCGCGGGCAGCGGGGCGACGAUAACGCCUACUGGUCGCUCUUCACCACCUGCAACACGGGUGCCGAAGUCGGUCUUGCAUGGCUGGGGCAGUUGUGCAAUCAUGGCUCAACCGACCAGCAGGACACCAGCGGCAGCACUCAAAGCGUCACCGGCGCCAAUGUGAUUGCAAAGACGUCGACGGAAUGGCAAGUGUUCGCCCACGAAAGCGGUCAUACCUUUGGCGCCGUGCAUGAUUGUGAUUCGAGCACGUGUGCCGACUCCAACACGGUCAACUCGGGCCAAUGCUGCCCCCUUUCCGCCACGACGUGCGACGCCAACGCCCAGUACAUGAUGAACCCUUAUUCGUCUUCCGACAUCACGACCUUCUCGCCCUGCUCCAUUGGCAACAUUUGCAGCGCUCUGGGUCGCAAUUCGGUCCAAUCGGGCUGUCUCACCGACAACAAAGGCGUGGUCACAAUCAGCGGCAACCAGUGCGGCAAUGGAAUCGUCGAAGAGGGCGAGGAUUGCGAUUGCGGUGGCGAGUCAGGAUGUUCCGGAAACUCAUGCUGCAAUCCCACGACCUGCAAAUUCAACGAUGGCGCCGUCUGCGACCCCAGCAACGAAGGUUGCUGCACGGCUUCGUGCCAAUUUUCCAGCGCGGGGACUGUGUGCCGUGCAACCACCGGCCAAUGCGAUCCUCAAGAGACUUGCUCGGGCACCAAUGGAACUUGCCCUGCCGACACGACUUCCCCUGACGGGACCAGUUGUGGUGACGGGCUCAAGUGUGCCAGUGGUCAAUGUACCAGUCGUGAUCUUCAGUGCCGGACACUCAUGGGAAGCUACACAUCCAACAACGAUACCUACGCUUGCAACAGCCAGACGUGCACCCUGAGCUGUGCUAGCCCUGAUUUUGGCGCCAACGUCUGUUAUAGUAUGCAGCAGAACUUUUUGGACGGGACUGUCUGCGGCGGGGGCGGACACUGUGAAAAUGGUGUUUGUCGUGGGAGCACCGUUGGCGGCGAGGUCAAGUCUUGGAUUGACGACCACAAGACUCUGGUGAUUGCACUGGCCAGUACAAUCGGCGGCCUCAUCCUUCUGGCGGUCCUUGGCUGUUGUGUGCGAGCCUGCAGACGACCGAGACAGAAGAGGCUGGUCGGCAUGGCGCCUGGAGGCCGCCAGAAUAGGAGGGGAGCUCGCCGGAAUCCACCCACUGGAUGGGAUGGACCGCAGGUUCCAGCCCAGAUGAGAGACCGUGGUUACGGUGGCGGACAGCCACCUGUACAGAUGCAGCCCGCUCCCAAUGGUUGGUAUCCUUCUCAACCGCCACCGGCCUACGCGGCUGGAUGGGGAGAUGGUCAACGAGGCAACAGUGUUAGGUACGCCUAA
Messenger RNA from Capronia epimyces CBS 606.96, 2451 nucleotides. RefSeq lists its product as uncharacterized. Gene Ontology annotation, biological process: proteolysis. Gene Ontology annotation, molecular function: metalloendopeptidase activity. The coding region runs from base 1 to 2451 and encodes 816 amino acids. The transcript has a single exon. The record is from RefSeq and is a predicted model, not a curated record. Lineage: Eukaryota; Fungi; Ascomycota; Eurotiomycetes; Chaetothyriales; Herpotrichiellaceae.